UGUUCUUUAAGCUGUCCUAAGAGGACUCAGACUCAGUCUUGAGUCUCCCCCUCUGCUCAGAAAAAAACACGCCUCUCACACUCAAACACUCCGUCUCCUUGUCUCUGCCUGCUGACUCUUCCCACCACGAAACAUAUAUCCGUUAUUGAUAAAGCCCGUUUUCCGUUCUUCACCAUUGCGUCCUGCGUUAAAUAUCGGUUGCUCUCAGACCAGUUGACAGCAGCGAUUCUCCGAGGAAUCCACGACGAAGCGAUCGGAACAUUAAGGUAACAGCCGGUCCAUUAGGAUGGAAAAGUGGUACUGGAAGGAACACCAACACCGGUUCGACAUUCCUCACAGAAGCACAUUUUUACCGAUGCUAUGCUCGAGGCCGUCGAUAAAGAGCGUAGCAAAGCCGACAUCGGGAUCAUUCUCGGAUGAGGCGGAGCCGCUGUCGCCGAAGGUCGGGUGCAUGGGCCAGGUCAAGAAGAGGAACGGCCGGGUUAUCGGUUUCCCAACACCCUACAAGUUCACCGGCCACAGUAACGUUGGUGCCAUUAAAGCCAACGCUUGCAACAGCAUUGUCAUCAGUUGUAGUAACGCCAAGUACUCCAAGCUGAGGAAGCUCUUCUCCAGCAAAAGCCUCGCCGGCCCCACCGUCAGCAGCCCGUCCACCGCUGCUGCCACCACCACCACGACCUCCACUGCAGCGAGGACGAGGAGGCGGAGCGUGAGCAAGAGAGGGUCGUUCAGCUCCGAGAAAGGGAACUUGAAGGAAGCGGUGAACAUCAGGGAGAUGGACCCGCCGUUGCCGGUGGUGAAGAAGGUGAGGAAGCCGGAGGAUGAGGAAGGAGGUAGCCUGUGGCGGCGGCGAUUCGGCGGGGUGGCUCCUCAUCUUCGGAGCUUGGAGAUUCAACAUAACAAUCCCAGGCAUCAGCUUCAGCUGGUCACUGUCUGAUUCAACUAAUCAAGUCCUUUUGGCAAAUUUUGGUGGGAUCAAUGGUGAGAAUCAUGUCAGGAUCGGGAUUAAAUUGAUUAUUUCGCGUUGAUUAUGCUCGAGAAAUCAAUGUAAAUGGCCUUUUCUUUAAAUUUCUCGAUUUCCAUUUGGAUCGAAUUCAUCUCGCUUUCGCGAUCAUCAUCACUCUAUUUGCCCGAAUUGAAAUAGGCCAAAUCCUCGGGGGAUUUCUCCGGUUAAA
Messenger RNA from Punica granatum (pomegranate), 1175 nucleotides. The record is from RefSeq and is a predicted model, not a curated record. NCBI's taxonomy places the organism in Eukaryota, Viridiplantae, Streptophyta, Magnoliopsida, Myrtales, Lythraceae.